AUGAUUGACUUCCUUUGUAUUUACCCCAUGUGCCUGGACGACCGGCGACGCAACACGAGCAUUGAACUGGGUACUGAUCUAUUGUCCUCUCACACAUACCCAGGCUUGACAGGGAAUCCUGAUUCUCCGCAAAUAUCAAGGAAGUCUGACUACAUCCCAAAUUCCACGAAAAUGACCCCAGAGAUUCCAAGCCCGGAGGCUGGUUCAGUGCCUGUCCCUUGUAUCCCGUUGAAACGGACUUUCGACCAAAUGGAAUCGGUAGUGCAAGAAUCUUCAGAGUUCACUAGGCGAUUGCCGCACGCUUCUUCAAUUCCAGCGCCGAUAAUCCGUGCGUCUGGCUUGCCGGAUGUACCUGAGCUCCCGUUGCUAGACUCUGCGCUUGAAGGUGAUAGCAACUAUCGCACAGAGAGUAUGCUCCCAUCGCCUGCACUGGCCCCAAUCCCAGAGGAAAUCUCCGAGGACGGCGACGGCGAGGUCUUGGACCCAUUGGUACCUAGAUCAGCCGUCUCAUUCACUGAAAUUGAAGUUGCAACUUCAACGAGGGAUAUUUCAAUGCCCUAUUCUUUGCCACCAGCUUUAAUGAACUCAGCCACGUCCGUUCCCGAAGUGGGCUACGAUGUUUCUAACCUCGCUCCGUUACCGUCAUCUCCGCCUGUGAACUCCUUAUCAACAGACAGCACCGAUGAUAAUGGAGAUACAUCAUCUGUGGCAUCAUCAACCGAUGAUUCUGACUCAGUGUUUGAUGAUGGACAAUUAGAGAACACAUCCAGCUACACAGCCUCAUUGUUAUCCGAUGUAAAAAACUACGCUUACGAAAAUGGAAGACGUUAUCACUCAUACCGCGAAGGCCACUACGUCCUUCCCAACGACGAACCAGAGCAAGAUCGACAAGAUCUCCUCCACCACGUUCGGAAUCUCGUGUUAAACGGCCGGCUUUUCCGAUCCCCACUGAACAACCACAUCCAGCGGGCUCUCGAUAUCGGCACCGGCACCGGAAUCUGGGCCAUCGAUUUUGCAGACAGUUUCCCCAGUGCUGAGGUAACAGGCACUGAUCUCAGUCCCAUCCAGCCAUCAUGGGUCCCACCAAACCUUCGCUUUGUGGUGGACGACGCCGAAUCGCAAUGGCUCUACAGCCCAAGUCUGCCCUUUGACUUCAUCCACGCCCGGGAUCUAGGCGGUGCUAUCGCCGACUGGUCACGGCUGAUGCGCCAGAGCUACGAGCAUCUGCGCCCCGGUGGAUGGGUUGAGUUGCAGGAGUUUGAAGUUAUGCUCAAAUCGGAUGAUGAUUCGAUCCGUCUUGCGCCGGCGUUGUGUGAGUUUCUUGAACGACUGACCCAGGCCAGUGAGGCAUUCUGCCGACCUAUGAAUAUCGCCGAAGGUCACCGGCAGCGACUGGUUGAGGCUGGUUUUGAAGAUGUUCGAGAUGAGGUGUACAAGGUUCCAUCGAGUGUUUGGGCUAGGGACCCCGUGCAAAAGGAAAUUGGUCGGUACAACCAAUGCUCUCUUCUUAUGGCGGUUGAAUCCUACUCGCUGGCACUUUUCACUCGAGUGCUAGGAUGGUCGAAUAAUGAUACUCAGGUUUUCCUGGCUGGGGUGCGCAGAGAUCUCAAGAAUCCCGCGGUACAUACUUACUGCAAGCUGCAUGUUGUUUACGGUCGGAAGCCGUCUCAGUCCCAGUUGAGUCGGCAAUUUGACUAG
Penicillium hordei is the source of this 1698-nucleotide messenger RNA. RefSeq names its product class I SAM-dependent methyltransferase. The record is from RefSeq and is a predicted model, not a curated record. The coding region runs from base 1 to 1698 and encodes 565 amino acids. Lineage: Eukaryota; Fungi; Ascomycota; Eurotiomycetes; Eurotiales; Aspergillaceae. Gene Ontology annotation, molecular function: methyltransferase activity. The transcript has 2 exons.